CAGUUGGGGUUCGAUGUUUAAACGGUUCGGUUGUGCCGCGGAUCUGGAAGUUUUCGUGUCUGGGAGGAAAAUCACAUCACCACCCCAAAAAGGCCUCCCCCGCCCCCUCUUUGGUGCGUCGCCGGUUCUGAUUCGACGUCCGUUUGACACCGCUGCUGGUGGCAAUAUAGCAGCUGAUUUUCUCUUCCUUCGUCGGUGAGGCGCGUAACUUUUCCGCGCGCGUAGCUCAAUUUCACUAUCGCCGGGCACUGUGCUACAAACGAAUUCACGUUUUAACAUUUGGAGCCUCCCCGCGUGUUUGUGUGUGGGUAUUUGCGGAUUUAUUUUCGUUCUUUGUUGGGUUGUGAUAUUAUUUUUCCAGUGUUCUAUCCUGUGAUUCGGAAGCUGUGCUCGGUUUCUACCUACUUUGUGUUCUUAUCAGUUCGGGAAUAGAGGUGGGAUUGCCGUUUGGGCCGCCCGAGUAUUUAUUUUGAAGACGAGCUGCCCGUUUGUCGCAGUGCUUUUUAGAAGAUGUAUGAAAAGUGCAAAAUGUUAUAGCUCUCCUGCCCUUUGAGUGCGCGUAAAUUACAAUCUACGAAAGUUGUCAUCGUCAUCUUCGUCAUUUCGAGCGGCCCGGGAGUGACGUGAAACAAAAUAGCACAUAACCAACCAAGUGAAACAAACCAUCAGGAUCAUCCUCUUCUACCCGUCGGUACAAAUUAAAAUCAAAUGCCGCAGUGAACGUCACCAUUUCCGUCAGAACGGCUCACGUUUUUCCGCUCGAGCCAUCCACUUCCGGUAAAGCGUAAAAUGCCGGCACACAGCAGCGCUACAUCCCCUUUUAGCGGACCUCGACCGUUUCCGGUAAAAAGGAUACAUCGUCGUCGUCGUCAUGCCAUUAUUUCCUACGACUGCUACCGUAAUUGUGAUAAUUUUACGCUUCACGGUUGCCCCAGGUCUUGCUCAAUGCCGGCAGCUACACUAUCAUCGGUGAUGGUCCUUCUGGCGGCAACUAUCGGCAGCGUCAGCCUCUUGCCGGGCACCCGGGGACUGGAGCUGAAUCAAACUCUAAUUACCCAGCGACAUCAGCAGCAGCAGCGCAAUCAGUUCACGAUCGAUGAGCUGCUUGCGCUCAAAACCUUGCCCCGAAUCUCCGAUGACAUCGACAUGGAUCCGUGCAAAUCGAAAGAUCUGCUAAGUGACAUCGCUCAGCCCAACGUGGAAUACGAAACCGAAUGGCAGCGGCAGCGACUGAACAAAACUUUCCAACAGGAGCUGGAGAAACUGAAACAGGAAGUCUACCACGAGGGGCUGCAGGUGGAGGAGGAAGGCCUCACGGAUAUUGUGCGAAAAAAGACCAAACAAUUGGCACCGGAUCUGACGGAAGCUGUCAACAGCAAUCGGGGAAAACAGCCAGUGGGUAGUAAAAAUCUUAACGACCCCACCGUUGAAACGUCCGCAUCGCAGCCCGUCGAUCAUAAAUCACUUAACCAUGCGGCGGCCAUCGACAUCAUCGGAGGACGUCGCCCGGAGACCGAUGACGAAAAUGCUAUAAUUGACAGCUACUACAAUGAAUCACAGAUAAAGGCCACCAUCAUCGAUAACAAUGAUAAUAUCAUCUUCAGAAACGCAAGUACCAAUCAGGGCGCUCAUAAAUCCGGAAAGCAAUCGUCUCCAGGCAUCGACAUUGAUUCUGGGACAAAGGCGGGCGUCCCUUCUUUUUCUUUCGUUCAGAAAUCAGACGGCCACGUCAGCAGCAGCAACAGCAGUAAAAAGGAUGCUAAAAUCUCGGCUGUCCGCAACAUUGACUACAAUCGUAUCCAGUCCGAUACAAAGGACAUCGUUAUCGAUGAGUCGGAUGAUAAUAUAAUCAGCAGCAAUCACCAUCAUGGAAGCAGAAAAAUUUCCAACCACCACCAGCACCAUCUGUCGGCAGCCGGAACCACCCCCAGGACCAUCCGGACGACCGAACCUAAUCGGUUUAGCAACGCCGGCGGGAACGGAAGGACUCUGGACGAUGUGCAGGUCCUCAACGGCGAUGGAAGCAUCACGAAACACAAGCGGCAUCGACGUCGUCGCCGUCGUCAGGAAAAUGGACACAGAACCAUCAAUGGAACACAAUCCGUUCAGGACCAGCAGCUGCAGCACUUGGACAAAACUCGUCGAAAACCGGCGGACGCCAGCUCAGAUUCAUAUCGGCGUCGAUUGGAACGGCUCCGGAACGAGCUGAGCAAUCCCACCCUAACAAUGGCCGACAGCAGCCUGAAACAACACCAGAAACCACCUGUCGGUAAAGGAGUAGGAAAUGGCAAAAAGCCGUCCGGCGGCCGUCAUUCGAAAUCCCCAUUCAAAAGUGGGAUGGCCAAGCGACGGACCACGGAAGGGCAGAAAAAGCGAGCCCAGCCGGACCAACCUCAGACCCACGUUCUGGAUGACAUCAUAGUGGAAACCCAUCACGACGGCCGAGGAAAUGGCAAAACUGAAGGAGGAAGAGCAGAAGGACUUUUGAUGAAAGACCCGAAAGGAAACACUGUUGAAUCGUCCUUCCUGUCAGCGCAUCUGGUUUCCGGUGAGGCGAGCAAGAAAUACGACCGAGUGCAGUCACCUGUUGAUGAUGCUGAUGUGGCUGGCGCUGAAAGUUCGCAUCCGGCAUUCAGGCGCCCACCGGAGGACCAUCACCGGGUAGCGCGAGCUGCCACGGCCAAGAAGGAACGGAUCUGGGACUUCGGGGUGAUUCCGUACGAGAUCGAUGGCAACUUUAGUGGCCUGCACAAGGCACUAUUCAAGCAGGCGAUGCGGCACUGGGAGAACUUCACCUGCAUCAAGUUCGUGGAGCGCAACCCGAUAGAUCAUCCCAACUACAUUGUGUUCACCGAGCGGCAGUGUGGAUGCUGUUCGUUCGUGGGGAAACGUGGCAACGGACCGCAGGCCAUUUCCAUCGGGAAAAACUGUGACAAAUUCGGCAUAGUGGUGCACGAGCUGGGCCAUGUUGUUGGAUUUUGGCACGAGCACACCCGGCCAGAUCGGGAGAAUCACGUCGUCAUCGAGAAGAACAACAUCAUGGUCGGACAGGAGUACAAUUUCAACAAGUUGACCGAAGACGAGGUGAAUUCGCUGGGCCUGCCCUAUGACUACGACUCCAUCAUGCACUACGCCCGGAACACAUUCUCGAAGGGCACCUAUCUGGAUACGAUAUUCCCGAUCGAGAUACCGGGCCGGAAGCGACCCGAGAUUGGCCAGCGGCUGCGGCUCAGCGAGGGGGACAUUGCCCAGGCAAAUCUGCUCUACAAAUGUGCCAAAUGCGGUCGCACAUUCCAGGACAACUCAGCCUCGUUCACCUCCCCCAGCUAUGGAACCGGAUUUCCGCCGAGUGAACCGGAGCGUUGCGAAUGGCGCAUCACGGCCACCCACGGUGAACGGAUAGUCCUGAACAUCACCGAUCUGGACAUCUACAAAUCGAACAACUGCCGGUCGGAUUUUUUGGAAAUUCGAGACGGCUACUGGCAGAAAUCGCCGAUCUUGGGAAAGUUCUGCGGUUCCGGCAAAGUGAACGAUUUGAUUAAAUCAACAGGUAGCCGGAUGCUCAUCACUUACACCACCACGAUCCGGCAGGGCAGCAUGCGGGGGUUUGCAGCCAGUUAUGAAGCGGUGUGCGGAGGUAACGUCAACCUGGAAAGUGGUGGCCGUCUGGAAUCGCCUAACUACCCGCUGGACUAUCUGCCCAACAAGGAGUGCAUUUGGAAGAUAACGGUUCCCAAGGAUUACCAGGUGGCGCUCAAGUUCCAGUCCUUCGAGGUGGAAAACCACGACAACUGCGUGUACGAUUACGUGGAAGUUCGGGACGGUGAUUCGGCCGAUUCACGGGUGAUCGGCGUGUUCUGUGGCUACAAAAUACCGCCGGACAUGAGAUCUACCACCAACAAAAUGUUUGUGAAAUUCGUCUCCGAUGGAUCGGUUCAGAAGGCUGGUUUUUCGGCAACUUUUAUGAAGGAGGUCGAUGAAUGUGAACGAAUGGACCACGGAUGUGAGCACGAGUGUAUCAACACUUUGGGAGGCUAUGAAUGUGCCUGCUAUAUCGGAUACGAACUACAUAGCGAUAAAAAAUCUUGUGAAACUGCUUGCGGCGGAGUUUUGACCCAACCGAAUGGAACCAUUUUGUCGCCAUCAUUCCCCAACGAAUACCCCAUCAACAAGGAAUGUGUUUGGGAAAUAAUCGCUCCAGCACAGCACAAGAUCACGCUCAAUUUCACUCAUUUCGAUCUGGAAGGCAAUACUUUCUACCAGGCGUCCGAAUGUGAGUACGACUCUGUCACUGUAUAUUCGAAACUAGGGGAAGACAACCUCAAACGUCACGGAGUUUACUGUGGAACCAAAAUUCCGCCAUCGGUCACUUCGGAUGGAAACGCACUGAGAGUGGAGUUCAAGUCGGACAAAACCAUUCAGAAGUCCGGAUUUGCAGCUAUCUACUCGACCGACGUCGACGAAUGUGCCGUAAACAAUGGCGGCUGUCAACAUGAGUGCAAGAAUACGUUGGGUUCGUACCUAUGUUCCUGUCACAAUGGUUACGCGUUGCAAGAUAACGGUCACGACUGCAAGGAAGGCGGUUGCAAGUAUGAAAUUACAUCCCCGAAUGGGCAGAUUUUCAGCCCCAACUAUCCGGACUACUAUCCACCGAAGAAGGACUGCAUUUGGCACUUUACCACUACACCUGGCCAUCGAAUCCGGUUGGUGUUCAACGUAUUCGAUAUUGAACCUCAUCAGGAAUGUGCCUAUGAUCACAUCGUCAUCUACGAUGGGGCUUCACCGGAAAACAUGGCCCUGGGACGGUUUUGCGGGGCCAAACUGCCCCAUCCGCUGUCGUCCACAUCGAACGAAAUGUACAUGGUGUUCAACACCGACAGUAGCGUCCAGCGAAAGGGCUUCUUCGCUAGCCAUUCGACGGCCUGCGGUGGCCGAUUGAGAGCGACGAACAAAGUGAAGCACAUCUACUCCCAUGCCAAAUUCGGCGCCGGAAUGUACGACAACGGCGCUAACUGCGAGUGGUCCAUCGAAGCCGAUCAUGAUAAAAAUGUGCAACUCAAGUUCCUAACCUUCGACAUCGAGGAGGAGAAAGAGUGUAUGUACGAUACCGUUGAGGUAUUUGGAGGUCUAGACGAUGCCAGUAGUUCGCUUCAGGGUAGAUAUUGUGGAAAUACUAAUCCACCGGAAAUCAUCUCGAUGAACGAAGCUCUGCUGGUGCGCUUCAAGUCGGACGAUACCGUCGGCUUCAAGGGCUUUUCCGCAUCGUACGUAGCGGUCAGCCCUUUUGGGGAUACCCAGUUCACCGACGAAGAAACUUCGGAAAGCGUCGAAAUGACGCCCUUUCCAGGCUCUCUCAAGAACACCGUCGUGGUCAAACCGGAAGAGGACGAUGACGAAGACGAGGACGAUGGGUACUCGGUAUUCGUACACCAUCAUCGGCAUCUGAACCCGAAGGUGCGGUACUCAAUGCGCAACGACAUUCGAGCGCCACAGGUUACGCCUGACUGAAAUAGGUUUAAGGGCGUCCGUCUAAGACGCCGGUUCAAUUAAGUACAUACACGCCUAUGUUAUGAUUCCUUGGAAAAAGUGGCGAUAGCUCGGUUGUCCUCUAAAUUUUAAACUACUUCACUACUUUACUACUUCCUGCUUCGAUUCUGAUUCGCAGAAAUUUUAAUUGUCCUUUUUGGUUGAAAUAUUUCAUGUAGAGUUCGAUGUGUGAUUCUGAAUCUUUAAUUUUGCUCUGAGUAAAUUCCGAUCAAAAAUUCCAAAUAAUAUGGCGAAUAUGGCGAAGCCCCUGCAAGAAAUGAUUUUUAAUUUUCGCGAAUAUUGGACACGUUCAAAGAUAAAGGAUUCAAGGUUUUUAAUUCAACUGUUAACCAUCACAUUGGAUUUUUUAAACUUAUAAAAAUAUUUUAACCCCAUGAGAAUCAUGAGCUAUCUUCAUUUUUUCCAAUCCAUUUCGCUCGUUGGAUAUUUUGAAUAAAUAACCCUACAUAAAAUGAGUACUUCAACAGUUAAUUUUUCUGAUUCAAAUAAACGUCGUUUUGAACAUCAAUUGAUCAGAAAUUCAUGACAUUUUUAUUUUAAAAGAUAUACAUUUUACCAAAGAAAGCAUAAAAUUUUCUUAGCAUUAAAUAAAAAAAAAAUCAAUCGAAACAUACGACCGCGAAGAAAGACAAAUAAAUAAUUUCUAACUGGCAGCUGAGAUAUGCAAUAUAACGGAAUAUUUAGAUAUUUAAAAACCAACUAGUGAUACUCGGAAGAAACAGAACAAAUAAAACAAUGAGAUAAAUAUUCGAUCGAACAUUUCAAUUGUCGUAUAAGAUAUAUUUACACUAAGGGCCAUUUCUGAACAUUUAGCAGAUAGUGGUAGAGCCAUUUCGAACUGUGUAACGUGUAUGCUGUCUAGCGAAAUGUAAAAUUUAUGUAAACGUUCCACUUUAUCUAAUAAAAAAAAUCAAUCAUAUCAUUCUCCGCACGUUUAUUAGAGCCAACCAUAUCAUAUAAAACCGAUCCCAUACAAACCUCCAAAGUAGCUCAUCAAUUAUCAAAUCUGAACAAACCCGUUACGUUUUAGUGUAACCAGCUCUGAACAUCUUCCAAAUCAUGUUUGAUCAACUAAUGUCUACCAUUUUCCAAUAAAUUAAUGAAAACCAACUUCUAACCAGUUUCCAGUCUUCUAACUAAUAAGAAAAGUCCGCAAAAGAGUUGAAAAAAAAAAUGGAAAAAAUAACUAUCUGUCAUCAGUGAAUCAGGAUAGGAGAGAAAAAGAAAAACAAAAACAGGUUAAAUUACUUCAAUUUUAAAUAGAUGUAAUAAAAGUAGACUAAUUAAAAAGCGAAAUUCAUCUCGAAACCAAACCAAAACAUGUGUACGUCUGAACAAUAAUUCG
Messenger RNA from Uranotaenia lowii, 6892 nucleotides. RefSeq names its product tolloid-like protein 1. The record is from RefSeq and is a predicted model, not a curated record. NCBI's taxonomy places the organism in Eukaryota, Metazoa, Arthropoda, Insecta, Diptera, Culicidae. Bases 790 to 5508 code for a protein of 1572 amino acids. Gene Ontology annotation, molecular function: calcium ion binding; metalloendopeptidase activity; zinc ion binding. Gene Ontology annotation, biological process: proteolysis. The transcript is spliced from 13 exons.